This is a messenger RNA of Trichobilharzia szidati, 315 nucleotides long. The record is from the annotation of a GenBank genome assembly. Lineage: Eukaryota; Metazoa; Platyhelminthes; Trematoda; Strigeidida; Schistosomatidae.
GAUAAAAUAUUAGAGAUAGAAUUCGAUGGACAGACAAGUCAUCAUACAAUGCUUCAAGUAUGGCCAGUACGUCAACCUCGUCCAGUUGCUGAAAAACUUCCUGGUAAUCAUCCAUUGUUGACUGGUCAACGAGUAUUAGAUGCUUUAUUCCCAUGUGUUCAAGGUGGUACAACAGCUAUACCAGGUGCCUUUGGUUGCGGUAAAACAGUCAUAUCUCAAUCAUUAUCAAAAUAUUCAAAUUCUGAUAUUAUCGUCUAUGUUGGUUGUGGUGAACGUGGAAAUGAAAUGUCAGAGGUGUUACGUGAUUUUCCAGAG